AGAUUUGUCCGAGAUUGCAGUUUCAUGCUGAUUCGCCAAUGGCGCUUGAAGACAAAAGGGGGCAUUCGCUUGGCAAGUUGCUGGUGGUAGGCGCUGAUGCUUUCCGGGAGGACUUCGCUGCACUUCGGCACCCUACAGAGAUGAAGUUUGAUCUUGGAGGCCAGCGGUUCACUGUCUAUGCCAUGGUGUGGAGCGAUUGGCUUUACUCUUUCAGCCCGCCGGAAACCCUCCUCUCUCGCUGGGAGACAGCCAAAGCCGCACUAUGCCAAUCGGUGAAGCAGGAGGUGUUUGGCGAGGCCAAGAAUGGAGAGCGUGACGCGGCGGAUCUCAAGUUACAGCUUGAAACGCUUCUGAGUAGACGAGGGUUGCAGCCAGAUUCGGACCACUUGCUUGAAUUCAUACAUGCCGCGGUGAAGGAGCUCCAAGGGGAAUUGCAGUGGAAGCGGUUGGAUGAGGAGUGCUUGCGCAUAUGCAAGCAGUUGGCGGAUGAUUGUCAAGUUCCCUGGAAUGGUUGCGAGCUGCCAAGUCAGGCCCGACAACAAUUUGACAGAGGGUGCUCGGACGACUACGCAUUGAAGCUUUGCAUUCGCCGAGUGGCUGAUGACAUCAUGGCUGCUGUGGUCAAGGCGGAUGAGGGCCAGUUAAAGAGCAUUUUGGCUCUGGAAGUCAGCUUCAAUGAGACGUUACGCUACUUUCAAGAACAGGUGAAGGCUACAGCGGAGAAGCGGCUCAAUCAGCUUCAUGUCAAGUCCAAGUUCAAGUUGCUCGCAGAACUCUUUGACUUGGCCGAAGAGGACAAGCAAAAGUUCGUCGAUCAGGCCGUCCAAAAUGGCUUGGAUGAGCGUGCAUUGGUUGAUCUCCUGUACCAAUACCGCAGUCGGCGCUUUGUGCCACAAAUCUUUUUGGACGAGCUUCCAGACACGGAUGAAGCAAAAUUCGCACGCGGAACAGUGCCACGAAUCUGUGAGCUCUUUGGACAGUUGCGGGAAUGCAAGAUUCCCAUGCACUUGAGCAAUAACUUCACUCAAAACGCCCAGAAUGCUGUUGUUAUAUCAUGCCGUGAAGAGAACGGACACUACCUGUUUUUGCUUCACCAAGCAGAGCAUGUGGUACUUCAGCUUCUUCGCACAAUGCCCGUUGGCUGUGAGAUUGUGCAGCAGCUCCCAGUCUUCUUGAGAACGCUCUCCCUACCAACCAGCGAGGCAUACAGGAAGCUUGAUCAGUUUCGGGUUCUGGGGCUUCAUGUGAGAGACAUCCGACAAGUCAAGGAAUACGUCGAGAUAGAGAUCACCUUGUGGCAUGAACUCCUACACAAGCUGCACCUUCCGGAGUUUCAAAUUCGCCACAUGAAGCUUGUGUCGAAGUGCUGCAGCGGCCUGGAGGAGGGUGCCUUUCCAGUCUCUUUGCGUGAGACUGUCUUCUACGCGGAGUCCUUCGAGCACGAUCUGGUGAAGCUGCCUGGAGGAUUUGCUGAACACGCCGUCCCCUUGCUUCCAAAUUUGUAUGCUCCUCCACCAACGAUCCCCAGCGGGAGCGACGUCACAUUCCUGAGCGCUUGCUUCAGUCAUUUGAACAACGUUGACUUGGAGACUCUCAGGGGCAAGACAUGGAGCCCAGAAGGUUGCAAGGAGCUCUUUGCUUUGUGCCAAGGGAUUCGCAACGAUGAGCAUUCGAUUCGAGUGAUGGUAAUGGCGCACACGCGCAUCAUUUGUGAGAGCAAUCGCUACACGUUCAAUGGCAACACUGUUGAACUUCCUCCUCCCACUUCCUAUGUGUCGACGGGGCGAAGUGACUCUGGCCCUCGAUUGAAGAGCACCGAACUCACUGUGACCAACUUGGAUACCUUGACAGCAGCUGAGAAGACUCGUCAGGCCUUCAAACAUGGGCGGAUCCUAGUCUUGAAUAUGGCCAACCGACACAGUCCGGGAGGAGGCUAUCGAAAGGGCAGUCGUGCUCAGGAGGAGGACUUAUUUCGACGCACCACGCUCAGCAAUGGUCUUGUCCAAGAGUAUGGUGCUUCAGUGUCCUAUCCCAUGGAAGAGUUUGCCCCGAUCAUCUCUUGCGAUGUUUUGGCUUUCCGCGGCUCUGAGCAAGAAGGCUACCCACUUCGACCUGACCCUGUCCGAAUUGACGUGUUGUCCGUUGCUGCAUACAAUGGCAGCAGACGCGGCGGUCAAGAGGAGUCUUUCCAUGUCCUUGAGAAAGGAGGAGAUGUCUUCAGCGAAGAAGGCUUCGUUCGAACGCUGCGGAACAUUGCCGGCUUACUCGAAGCAGCUGCCGUACACGGGGCAGAUCACCUGAUUCUUGGUGCUUUGGGAUGUGGAGCCUUCGGCAACAACCCCAAGCAGGUUGCAGGCAUUUUCAAGACGUUGCUGCCUGCUUUCGCUGGACACUUCAAAACAGUGGACUUUGCAAUUUUGGAAGGCGGUGAUGGAGAUAGCAAUUACAGCGUUUUCCGCAGUGUCCUUCUGGACGGUGCUCAGAAAGUACACUUGCAGAGCGUGUCCAAGUCAGGCUUCCGGAAGAUGCUGACUUGUCAGAAGCUGUGUCCCAAACUGGGACGGUGCGAAGAUGUGAGUUCAGAGAGCCACCUGCAAGAGUUUUGGCACCCCGACAUGUGCCCCAAAGCAGAUUGCGCUGAAGCUGGAGAUCAUUGUGCUCUCUGGCGCCAUCAACAAUUCUGUCCAGAGCAGAAUUGCAAGGUGGUCUUCGGCCCAAAAAGAACGAGGACGUACAACCGUCAUUGUGAGCUCUAUAAGCACAGGAAGCUUUGCAGCUUGGAGAACUGCCAGGAUUCCAGUCACACACACCCUCCCUCGUGCCCCCAUGGCGUUCGGUGCAGGUACAAGGGCCAGAAUCAUCCGGAUGGCAUUUUCUAUUCUCACAGGAUGCGUCCUUGUCCAGAUGGGACUGUUUGCAGCAAGUGGAAUGAUGCAGAUCAUCGCAUGUCUUUUUCUCACGUUUUCAACCCGCCCUGCCGCGACCCAAUGCAUUGUGAGUUGUUGAGCCAGGGGCGCACUGAAGACCCACAUUUUCACGCCUCUUCGCAUUUGUGCCCUUUCGGAAGCAGCUGUCGCAAGAUUGGAGACUCGGAGCACCAGAAAGGAUGGAUCCAUCUUGAUCGACCAAGCUGCCCAGAGGGAGCUGCUUGCGCUAGAGACAAGCAGAUUCACUUCGAGGAUCUGGACCACUUGCAGCUAUUUCAACACCCUAAUGUGAAGCUCAUCCGCGAUCCUUGCCGAAGGGGCCGCGCCUGUCGUCAGUUAGGAUGCCGAGAUCACAGGAGCAGCUACAAACACGAUGAUGCUGAUGGCGUUCUUUGCGCAGCCGGUGUUUGGGGACACAACACCUCAAGAAAUCUCAUGGAGGAGAAUCAGGCGAGCUAUGAGGUGCACUUCCAUCAAAAUGCAAAGAAUUUGAUCAAGAAGAUCAAUGGCUAUUUCAAGUCUGAGGCAAACAAAGAGGAACUGAGUGCAACCGCCGAGUUCUGGCGGCGCUGUCGAGUCGUACAUCGCUUGCCCUACACUUCCUUCUCAAGAGUUUUGAAGACAGGUUUCGUAGCAUCGCAGCAUUGCCUCCAAACGCAUGCCUUGGACCCUGAAAUUGCUUGCCAUUUGCCAUCAGUGCAGGAUCUGGUUCAGGAUCCAGCCAAGGGACGGAGUGACGCGGGCGUUCCAAACUUGCAAGAGUUUGUAGAUGCCUUUUUGCGCCGUGAUCAGGUGCAGCGAGAAUCACAACUCUUCCAAGCCCCGCGAGUUCAGGUGCAGGUCGCCCAGAAUGCACUGGGUGGCUUCCAUGCUCGUCAGCAGCAAGCGGAACUACAUCUCCAGCACAGCCGAGCUCGAGCUGCGAGGGUUCUGGGCAAGCGCGCAAUUGACAGGGUGGAGGCCGACCUGGUAAACUAUUCAAGUGCCAUGAAGGAGUUGAAGCUUGCCAGCGAACAAGCAGCUCAAAAGGGGCAAAAUGUCCUCAGCGGGAUUGGUCAUGAGUACGAUCGGGUGGUUGAGACCAACAAAAUGGUCUUUGGGAUUUUGGGAAUCCAUACUUUGAACUAUGGAGAGGACAAGGAUGGGGAUGAACAUGAUCAAGGAGUUCAUUUGAUCUUCAAGCCGGAGUCCCUGCACCAUCCGGACGUCUUUGUCACACCAAUGGCAGCCACCUUCUACAACUCGGGGCGAGGGGAUGAUGAACGCCCUUGGUGGAAGAAAGGCAAGCCUUCAGCACCGUUUGAAGCCAUGGCAUGGGAGAAGCUCCACCCAAGCUCUCCUGUCUUCCAUGAAGCCUUAGCCACUGAGUUCUUGGCCCGGGCGGCGCACAAGGGAGGUGGAGACUUAGCUAGGGUCAAGUUCACGGAUGUGAAGGACUACAUCAAAGGGACCAAUGCUCAUUUCAGUGCCGAGUGUCACCUUCCCUAUGUCACCCCCCUUGGCUUGGGUUGAGAAAGUGGUUGUCUCAGAGCAUACCUUCAAGAAACUCUCUGA
Durusdinium trenchii is the source of this 4481-nucleotide messenger RNA. Lineage: Eukaryota; Dinophyceae; Suessiales; Symbiodiniaceae. The record is from the annotation of a GenBank genome assembly.